GUCGUUUAAACUCUCUUGAAUCGUUUCAUAUUGAGCGAUCAGUCAAGUUUCAUCACUGGCAACGGUCAGACGCAAAUUGUCGUUUUGAAUGCUCAAUAAUCGUUAAAGUGAAUUGCUAACGGAGAUUAAUUUUUGAACCGGGUGUGUACUUGAAUAUUUCUUAUGAGUGUCUUAUUUGUACACAGCGGGUAGUUGACGACGUGGCGCUCACUUUCGCAACACGGGUGGUACGCGUUCGUGAAGCGGAAACAGUUUGCGGAACCGGCUGAAAACGUUUGAUUUAGUCGUUCGGGGGUUAUCAUAAUCCAAAAAAAAAUAUUAGUGAUAUUUACGACACUAUUCCAUAAUCCGUGAAUUUUUUGGGUGUUCUUAAACUGUGUGUACGAAAUGGCAAUAAAAUGUGUUUGGCAAAGAUUUACGAUCUUUUGCAAAAUCGAAAAGGAAAAAUAAAAAUAAAUAAGUACAUAUAAAGAGUCAGAUAUUUAGUGCGUGUUAAAAAUUCAAAACCUACUGAAUUCCGUACGUGAUACAACAACAACAAUAUAACAGAAUGCACCAUUUAGAAGCUUAAAGGAAAGAAGUCUUGAAUAUGAUUGUAACGGGACUUUGAUAUAUAUCCCAAUAACGACUCUCAUUAUGAAAUAUUUCAAUUCUUGAGAUUCCUAUAGGUUUAUUAGUAUGCUACAUAACUAGAUAAAUAGGAUAAGACUGUUUGCUUAUUAUCAAAGUUCAGGAAUAAGAAUUCCUUUCUUACAAAUGACAUAGCCGAUCUUUGAAUAUAUUGUUUCAACCGCGGAAUUAAAAAUUUCUUGAAAUCACUAUGGUGCUAUACCGCGUUCGAGCAAAUUGAUAACGAUUACCAUGUACCAUUAUUUACUCCUUUUAUUUUGUUUUACUUUUAAUCAAUAAAAAAGGAACUUAUGAAAGUAAUUAAACUUUUUUCUAAUAUUAGGAUUAUUGCUUUAUUGUUAGAAUGCAAAAAGUUCCAAAAGGUUAGAUGAAAAUGAGCCAUUGGUUCCUCCAUUCUACUGUUGAUGAAGUCAUUGAUGAAUCAACUUAAUUUUACAUUAUAUGAGAUCAAUAUUCAUUAGCUCAUUUUGAAGAUUUAUUCAGUGUUCUAUUUUGUGACUUCAGAGCUUUCGGCUUUAAUAUUAGUUUACCAUAUUGAGACUGAUUUAUUAGAAUAUUAGCAGACUUUUUUACCUUAUAAAUAAAUGAUGGUGAUUUAUAAUAAUUUGUGCUUCAGGAUGUACAAAAAUAGUAUGUAAAAGUAUAGUUAUGUCGGAAUAGAAACAGAAUUUCUAUUAGUCCCAAUUGAAACUUUUUUAUACCUACAAAUUUUAAACAAAAUUACGCCCAUUCAACUGAAAAUAUUGCAAACCUCAUAACCAUUAGAAUAGCUCACUGCAUAGCCCGUUUCUAAAAAUACACAAUACAUUAUAAUAACGGAGGAUUGUAAGCCGUAUACGGAGAAAACGAGACUGUAGAGCGGUAUUUUAGAAAAAAACUAAAAAACUUAAAAUGUUACGGUCAAGAAUGAAAUAUUUUUGCAAUUUCGGUAUGAAAUAGGAAUUUGAACCAUUAAACUGUUAAGAGAGAGUGAAAAAAUUUCAAAACUGCUUGUUGUAGGCAAAUAAAACGUAAACAACUUCCGCACUAAAAAAUGCGUAUCGCCCUUACUAAUAAACCAAAAAAGAAUGAAAAUUCUUCAAGAAACGUCAAGCGGAAAUGAUUGAAUUGCACUUGUCAGUUUGAAUUAGGUGCUAUCGCUUUUGCAACACAUUGAUACAAUUCGUACACAUAUACACCCAUGUGUAUACAUAUGUAUGUACAUGCCUUAAAAGUUUAAACUUUAUAUAUUAUAUAUUGUAUAUAUAACAUAUAUGUAUAGUAUAUAUGUUUACGAACACCUGUGAAUAUCACCACAUUUCAUUAAUGCACACAUUUUCAAAUACAAACACUUAUAUAUAUGUACAUAUGUAUAUGCUAUUUUGCCGCUUAAGUUCUAAGCUUUGGUGUCAUACCUCAAACUGCAAUGAAGUAAUUAUACUCAAAUAUAAAUUUCAUUUCAUUAACCGUUUGAAAACUUUCCAAGCAAUUGUACUUUUUUAAAAUGGCCCACUUAUAACAACAACAGCAGUUCUAUAAAUGGCAUAGAGUCUAAUUAUACUCCUACGUUUAUGUAUUUCUACAAAAGUAGAAAGAGAAAGAAGUAUAAAAUACUUUACAACGACACCAUCAGAAAGAUAAUGUACCUCGUAGAACAUGUUAGGCACAUUAAUUAUUUUUAUUGGUUCUUCCAAAAAUAUUAAAAAGAGCGGAUAGAAACACUAAAUUGGUAUAUGUACAUACAUACAUAUGUAAUGGCUGCAUCAUAAUCUUUUUUCCUCGGUGGAUGUCUUCAAGAAUGCCUUAGAUAAAGUAUGAGCGUAAUUAAUGCUUCACACAGAAAAAGUGAUAGAAAAACUGAAAAAAAUAUCAAUUAUAGCUAUAACUUUAAUCGCUUUCUUUAUAUUUUUUAUUCGUUUGUGAUGUUGUUGUUGUUGGCGCUUUCGUAAUCCAAUCUUAUGCGCUUAAGUAAAACUCCAUCAAGCAGUGUAAUUCGAUUCGCACAUUGAAAUGCGCAUACUGGCUAAAUUAGGAUCAUCCGUCCGCACGGCCAACCAUCGCACACACACGCACAUAAGUACGUACAUAUCAAACAUCCAUAUGUGCUAGAGAGUGUGUACAUAUCAUUGCUGUUAACCAUGUUAGGCGGCGCGUCGCACAAGUGCUAGCCAACAAAGUAUAUGAAAUAUUCAAGCGAAAAAUAAAAACAACAAUUUAUAGAGACAAAAACAAAAGCAAAAAAAAAGAGAAAACUCAUUAUGAAAUCAAUGCACAUAGUUUUUUUAUUUUCAAUCUUUUCCUUUUAAUUCGAUUCGCCUGUGUGCUCCCCAUAGUCUGCGUAGUGACUUCAUAUCGCCUAGCUUUGGUCUCUCUCCUGCUUAUACACUCGUUUACAUUCGCAUGUACAUAUGUAAAUAAAUCAGCGGCCAAGCGAUGGCUCAAACCGAAACACUGAAUUUAAAAUUGUUGAAGGAGCAGUGUGUGCGCAACUGUGAAGGGAGCUGCAGCAAUUAUCACCAAUAAUAAUUCUCAACGCUCCCGACCUGAGUAUUAAGAGUAACACCGACAACGACUUUUUAUUAUUUAGUAGCAAUGCGAGUUUUAAACACAUGAGCAGUAACAACGAAGCUUCUUGGUGUCAAUAUGAUUUUUGACUACUAAGAGCUAACAAAGAGCGCGCUCAAAGGACAAAGGAAAGUUGUAGCUUAUAUCAAAUAUACAAAAACAAUCAGCAGCCAAAUUAAAUACUUAACGGGCGUGAAUCGCAGGCAUAUCGUAGUUUGCCACGUAGAUUCGCCAAUUUUUUACAUAAUACGCCGCCACAAUUCCAUUCCGAAAACCCCAAAUCAAAGAUCCAAAGAUGUCCAAAAUAAGACUGAAAGCAAUAUUUUGUAGGCCGCCUAAUUUGUGUUGGUUGCUGUUCGUGAUUAAUAUCUGUAUCUACGCGCCUUAUUUGUCAUUGGCCAAAAGUUUAGUUGACAGUCAAGUAGCGCCGGUGGAACAAACCGCUAAGGUGCUCAAUGUUACCCUUAGCCCUAGCGUUACACUCACCAAAUGUAUAGCUUCGCCAAACACAGACGUACGUCUAACGUGUUUGCUUAAGGGCGCCAUUAAAUGGUACAGGGAUGAUGAGUUCCUCAGCGGUAACCGUUUGCUGGUGUUGAGGGAGGUACAGAUGAAGGAUACCGGUGUAUAUAGCUGUCAGGCGGAACAAGUGUCGCUCGGCCCCAAAUACGUUAGUGUUGCGUUAAGGGUCAUUGAGCAGGAGCCCUCCAUGUUACCUAAUUUUAUGGAGGAAGAUGACUUUAGUAAAGUGGAAGAUGAUAUGGAGGCGCGUUUACGAUUAGAUCGAAAUAAGUCCAAUUCUACGGAUGAAAUUUCCGAAAUGGAAUUGCAAUCGAAAUAUUCCAAAAAUAUUAAUUCCACCGCUUUGAAGAUUAUACAUCUUCCGAAUCCGGGUCCGCCUCAGUUUCAUCAAAGUGAUAAACUUCUGAAUAGUAUACAACAACCAGUUGGAAGUUUUGCGCAAUUGAUCUGUCCCGCUUUGGGCAAUCCAUUGCCAGUCAUUACUUGGUUUCAUGAUGCCACAAGAAUGAACUUGACACCAUUGCGUUUUAGAUUAAAGAAGUGGUCACUUUUUAUUGAGAACCUAACCACUGCCGACUCUGGCGUAUAUACUUGUAAAAUAAAUAAUAAAUUCGGUUCUAUUGAGCAUAAUAUACGGUUACAAAUUGUGAGACCACAAUUGCUUUCAGAUAGUCCACUCAUAGUAAACAAUAAGCCAAGCAAUCAAACGGUUGUGGUCACUGGUAGCACACAGUUCGAGUGUCAAGUUGAGUCUCCAACCACUGUGCAGAUCCGCUGGAUCAAGCAUCAGAAAAGAAUUAACACGGAAGAGCUUUUUUCAAACUUUAUAAAUAAUCCGAAUGUAAUUGAGUUGUCAACUAAUGUGGAAAAUCCGAACGUUUUAAAUAUAUCUCAAGCAAAGUUGGAGGAUAAAGGGUUUUACACCUGCAUAGCUACAAAUGAAGUUGCGAAAGCCAUGGCCACAGCUUAUUUAGAAGUCAUAGAGCAGAAAACCACUACCGUGACACUUAAAACCAAACUUGCAUUAUCAGAUAAACAUGCAGCCUAUUCUACGGAGGACUCAGGUAGCGCAGUAUCGAAGAAGGAAAAUGAAAAACUUGUAACGGCAAUUGAUUCUUUUGUGAACAAUAGGGAUGUCAAUGAUACCAAUGACGAUCCAGAGGCAGUUGAAGAAAGUCCGCCACGCUUCAAAAAAGCAGACAAACUAGUUACAGCUUUACAUAAGCCAUCGGGUUCAACAAUACAACUGCUUUGUCCCGCCAUUGGUAAUCCAUUGCCAAACAUAACAUGGACACGGAGAGCAGGGGAUUCAAAUUUCACAGAAAUUAUGCGUCACAUUGGUAAAGUCACAUACAAAAAGUGGUCAAUGCAAAUGGACGAAGUCAUUGCCGAAGACUCAGGUGUCUAUAAAUGUACUGUCUGCAACAAUUUGGGAUGCAUAGAGCAUUCAACAAAAUUGACUAUAAAGGAUCGUUUACGUUCUCGUCCAAUUCAUAGUGACAAGUUUCCACAAAAUCAAACUGUUCUGACCAACAGUAGCACACAUUUUGAAUGCCGCAUCGUAUCGGAUUUGGAGCCACAUAUAUUCUGGAUAAAAUAUAAGCAAAAUAACGAAAGUAUUGAAAAUUUGGAACGUAUUUUCACUAAAGCAAAUACCAAUACCAAAACCCAUCAGCCAUCUGCAGACGAUUUUAUCAAGCUCAACGGUGAUCCCGAUCAACCAAACAUUCUUCGGUUGACAAAUGUUACACAUGCGGACGAGGGCUGGUAUACAUGUGUAGCUGCCAAUACUCUGGGUGAAGCUGUGAAAAGUGGGUAUCUGCAUGUCGUCGACAAAUUACCCAGUCGUGAAGUAUACAUGCUGUGGCGUGCGCAUCCCGUUUGGAUGGCAGUAGCCGCCAUAGUGAUUGUGUUGCUUUUCCUUUUUGGCUCCAUUUUUAUAAUUUAUGUUUUACGUAAACUUAAACAUGAGAAGUUGCUGAAACAUCGUAUCGAAACUGUUCAUCAAUGGACAAAAAAAGUUAUUAUAUAUAAGCCAUCUUCUUCUGAAGGCAGCUCUUGCGAUCUACAAAUGCCGGUAAUUAAAAUUGAAAAACAACGUACUACCUUUCAAGCUUCGAAUUUGGAUCCUUCACAAGCAUUCAAUGAGUAUGAAUUUCCGCUCGACUCUAACUGGGAAAUACCACGUACACAACUAAAUCUGGGGUCGACUCUGGGCGAAGGCGCCUUCGGACGUGUAGUAAUGGCAGAGGCAUGCAACUUGCCACGCACCGCCAACAACUCGUCUAGCAUAGUUGCCGUGAAAAUGGUAAAAGAUGAACACACCGAUGCCGAUAUGGCGAGCUUGGUAAGGGAAAUGGAAGUAAUGAAAAUGAUCGGUAAGCAUAUAAAUAUUAUUAAUUUGCUGGGGUGUUGCACACAAACUGGUCCGCUAUGGGUCAUUGUGGAAUUCGCGCCUCAUGGCAAUUUAAAGGACUUUCUGAAAAAGAACAGGCCGUUAUUUGUUGGCAGUCCAAACUUGCAACGCAGCAGUAAUUGCUUAGAAGACAUGCCGCAGCUAACCGAGAAAAAUUUGGUAUCCUUUGCAUUUCAAAUUGCACGUGGCAUGGAGUAUCUCGCAUCGCGUAGGUGUAUUCACCGCGAUUUGGCGGCGCGUAAUGUGCUUGUGAGUGAUGACUAUGUUAUGAAGAUAGCCGAUUUCGGUCUGGCUCGCGACAUACAAGACACAGAAUACUACAGAAAGAAUACAAAUGGCCGUUUACCCAUCAAGUGGAUGGCGCCAGAGUCUCUACAAGAAAAGUUUUACGAUUCACAGUCAGAUGUGUGGUCUUUCGGUGUACUAUUGUGGGAGAUUAUGACAUUUGGCGAUCAACCUUACCCCAAUAUAAUGUCUGCGGAGGAGCUCUACAGCUAUCUCAUUACUGGUCAACGUAUGGAGAAACCAGCACGUUGUUCACUGAAUAUCUAUAUGCUAAUGCGACAGUGCUGGCAUUUUGACGCCAAUGUACGGCCCACGUUUGGCGAGAUUGUAGAGAAUUUAGACAAAAUACUCCAAUUGGCAUCAAAUCAUGCCACCAAUGAGGAGUACUUAGAUCUAUCCAUGCCCAUCUUGGAGACGCCACCAUCGUCGAGCGACGAUGAAUCCGAACCAGAGACUUUUCAAGAAACGUCCCCUUUACGCUAUCAGUAUACAUACAAAUUUAAUUAAUUAUAAUAGCGUUUAUGAAUUAUACAAAGCGUAUAAAGCAAAGUAAGGCUUACACUAACAAAUCUGACAUUAUGUAGAUAUAUACAUAUAUAUGUAUGUAUGUUUGUGCAAACUAAUACUUAAAUUUUAUAAUUAAGUGCAAAUAUAUGUAGUACGAGUAUAACCACGAAAAGACUUAACCUAGCGCAUGUUAUCUGGUAAAUUUAUGUUAUCAGUUGCACUGCGGGACAAAUAACCUUUAAAAUAUGGUAUAUACCAACAAAUGUAUGUACCAUUAAAACUGUACUUUAAGUGUAUGAUAAGAACCAUAUUUUUAGUUGUUUAUUUGCAUACACGCUUUUUUUAAGCUUAUUUUUUUACUCUUUUAGCUUUUUUUGUACAACGAAAUAUUCCAAAACUCAAUCUACCAUUUAUUUUUAAGUUGCGCCGUAAGCAACUCUAUGAAAUAGAAAUAAAUUGUUUUAUUGGGAGAUUAAAUGUAAUAAAGUGCCAUUUGAGUACUGUUUUUAAGCUUAAGCUCUUGUUGUAAUUAGUUCUUGAAUGCACAAUACAAUAAAUUUACUUUGUGAAAACUGUAA
Molecule: messenger RNA, 7482 nt
Organism: Bactrocera oleae (olive fruit fly)
Lineage: Eukaryota; Metazoa; Arthropoda; Insecta; Diptera; Tephritidae
Gene: btl
Product: breathless
Biological process (GO): cell surface receptor protein tyrosine kinase signaling pathway; protein phosphorylation; multicellular organism development
Cellular component (GO): signaling receptor complex; plasma membrane
Molecular function (GO): ATP binding; transmembrane receptor protein tyrosine kinase activity
Source: RefSeq, a predicted model, not a curated record